Messenger RNA from Cephus cinctus (wheat stem sawfly), 7456 nucleotides. Its product is annotated as myelin regulatory factor-like protein. Gene Ontology annotation, biological process: positive regulation of DNA-templated transcription; protein autoprocessing. Gene Ontology annotation, molecular function: DNA-binding transcription factor activity; sequence-specific DNA binding. Gene Ontology annotation, cellular component: nucleus; endoplasmic reticulum membrane. The record is from RefSeq and is a predicted model, not a curated record. The coding region runs from base 515 to 3955 and encodes 1146 amino acids. The transcript has 18 exons. NCBI's taxonomy places the organism in Eukaryota, Metazoa, Arthropoda, Insecta, Hymenoptera, Cephidae.
CUGUCUGUCAUAGAACCUACGAAGCCGAUCAAAAGGAGGUCUACCUGCUCCUGCGAUACCGAUGACACCAGGUUAACCGGUUCCCGUACUUCACCAAGUCGAAUACACCAGUGGAAGCAGUGUGAACCGAACACGCACACGCACGACGAUCGAAAUAAUACUUGCGGAUCACGUGAUCGUCGUUCUCCGUGACGGACACAGAAGCGUAAGCGUGUACUCUGGUGUACUCUCGACGGAGUUUGCGAGUCCAAGUCCGUGCGCUAGGAUUCUGACGUGCGAUACCCGGGAGAUUGUGUAGUUUUUUUAAAUUAUAAGUGAGAUCGGACCGAUGAUGGUUCCUGCAGUGUUUAUCUACGGAAACUCCUAGCAGUGGUGUGUAUUCAUAAAGGGUGAAAACUGGCUAGUGCCGGAGAACUUAUAGAGUAAGAUGUGGGUCGUAGCUGGUAACUUUGCUCAGAGACAAGAUGGGGCCUGGUGAGGCCCGGAAGAUCCUUGGGGCCCGAUCGAAGGAGGCAUGGAUGUCAUCGGGGAUGGAGAUGAGCAAACCCUCCAGGCUAUUCUUGGACGGGGCGAUUUCGUCGGAGGGAUAGAUAACGAGGCGCUGGAUUUUUCACAGCUGGAGGACUUUAUCAACAGUGACAGUGAACAACCCGCCACGUAUUUUGCGGAUACACUAGCCCACAAUGAAGGCGGUGCUGCGACAAAUCAAGGAGGCAGAGUGGAGGCGACGGCGAGUCAACAACCACCUCCCAGGUUGCCAUCACCGAUCACUCAAAAUCAUCCAGUUUCUGCCACGUGCGCUUCUGCUACUACCACUGUACCUUCUGCAAAUACAUACAAAGAUCCACAAACAUACGUUCUUCCACAUGCUCUACCAGAAAGUCCGCCGGACAGCGGUAGCGAGCCUCCCUACUCACCACCUGGACAUCAUGAAUCUCAACAUGUACAUUCACCACAUCAAAAAGCAGCUUUACAAGAGAUACUCUUGCAUCACCAAGGAAAUACAACCAGCUAUGCUCCGGGUCCGUUACCGCCAUCACCAAGAGCAUUGGCUCCUGCUGCUGAUCCUCUUUUGUUAACGCAUCCUGUAUUAACGCCACUUUUAACGCCAGGCACACCUACCUUGCCAACCCAACAACAAUUAGGGACUUCUCUUGUUCCUCUACCACACGAACAUAGUCCUGGUGGAAUAACUACUCUGUAUUCGUCACUUCAGUCUGCACCUAAAAAGAGAAAACUUAGUCAAGAUGGUCUUAUCCACGUUAAACAAGAACCUGAAUUAGGAACUGUUGAGCAUAGCUGCAGUAGCAGCAGUGCUGUGCUGGAUGGCGAUGAAGUUGCGGGUGACAGUGCAUACAUAGACGCAAGUUAUCAGUGCAUACGGUUCCAUCCGUUUCAGCAAACGUCCUGGCAUGCACUUUGCGAUCAUAAUCUCAAGGAAUUGCCUGUACCCCAUUAUAGGGUCGAUGCAGAUAAAGGAUUCAAUUUUAGUAACUCGGACGAUGCAUUUGUUUGUCAAAAGAAGAAUCAUUUCCAGAUUACUUGCCAUGCACAACUACAGGGUGAAGCCGUAUUCGUUAGGACGGGUGAAGGUCUGAAGAAGAUCAGUAGUUUUCAACUUCACUUUUAUGGAGUUAAAGUUGAAUCACCAACUCAGACAAUUAGAGUUGAGCAGAGUCAAAGUGAUAGGAGCAAAAAACCUUUUCAUCCUGUGGUGGCUGGUUUUAGGGUCGAAUUGGGCGGCGAACGUGUCACGAAGGUGACAGUCGGUCGUCUUCACUUUAGUGAGACGACGAGCAACAAUAUGCGAAAAAAAGGCAAACCAAAUCCAGACCAAAGGUAUUUUCACUUGGUAGUUGGAUUACAUGCUCACACAGCAGAUCAGGCCAGUUACCAAGUGGUUGCGCACGCAUCGGAACGAAUAAUCGUGAGGGCUUUUGUGCAGGCAAGCAAUCCCGGUCAAUUUGAAUCGGAAGGAAGUGCCGUUGGCGCCGAAGGUGGCUGGCAAAGAGGAGCAGCUCCUGAUAGUGUCUAUCAUGCAGGACGAGUCGGUAUUAAUACCGAUAGACCCGAUGAAGCACUUGUCGUUCAUGGAAAUAUGAAAGUAACGGGACAUAUUGUUCAACCAAGCGACGCCAGAGCAAAGCAGAAUGUUCAAGAAGUUGAUACACGUGAACAGUUAAGAAAUGUUCAACAGUUACGGGUUGUUCGAUAUCGCUAUGCACCAGAAUUUGCAUUGCACUCUGGUCUCGGUAUCAAACCUCAGGAAGAUACUGGGGUGAUAGCACAAGAAGUACAACAGAUUUUACCUGAAGCGGUUCUACCAGCUGGUGAUAUUGUACUUCCUAACGGACAGAGAAUAGAUAAUUUUUUGGUAGUGAACAAGGAGAGAAUAUUUAUGGAAAACGUUGGAGCUGUGAAGGAACUGUGCAAAGUAACGGACAGUUUAGAAACUAGGAUAGAUCAACUAGAGAGAAUUAACAAGCGUCUGGCAAAAUUGAAAAGAGGCGACAGUUUAAAAAGUUCCGUUAGUACAGUCUCCAGCAUUUCGAGCAGCAAAUAUGCAUCAUCAAUCAGCGCAAAAACUCCUGUACCAAGACGAAGCAAGCGACCCGACAGAGAUGAGGAAUUGCUCUGCAGCAAUAAAUUUAUUCAAAUUAUCAUCGUUAUCCUUAUUCUUAUUAUGGCCUUUUGCCUUGUGGCAAUGGCAACCUUAUAUUUUCUGGAAUAUCAGAAAAGAAGUAGCCUUGAAUGGACUCCUUUAGCAGGCGGUAGAAAACUUGCAUCAGGUCCAAGUCACAUACCGAAUUUACCAACUACACCAGGCUAUGAUCCUCGAUUCAAUCCAUUACUUCACAGUACCUUGCCACCAUCUUAUACUGUGCAUGGGACAUAUACUAAAGGCAUGGAUGGCUAUACAUCCGUUAGAGGCGGCAUGAUUUCUACGCAAACACCAAAUACUAAGCAACAGUUGUACUCGCAAGAAAUAACUUGGUAUCCGGUGGGUCCAUCUGGUCCUCAAAAUAGAUUUGAAAAGAAUAGUGAACUUCCUAGCAACUGGCUUAGUAGAAAUAAUCCAGGCGCUAUGCCUAGCAAUGUAGAUGAGAAUGAUCAAGGAACAGAUGUGGAUGCUCCACCACCGAGUAAAGGUCUGGUUCCCAUAGGAAGACCAUUCGAUUGCUCUACUCAUUUUACAGAGUUGGAAAGUCCAUGCCAGAUAUAUUGUUGUACGGCUGAGAUACAUCAACUGGAAGAACCACGCCCGGAUCAUCCACCAGAAAAGAAGUCCUUGUUAGAUCAUUUGGAGCAACCAUUGAGUAUACACGAAGAAAAGCGAAAAUCUAGCAAGGGGUUCCAAAAUGGAAUCAGUCCAUCUGAUCCUAACACAGAAACACUUGUGAAGGAGCAAAGCAAUUAUAAGUACCUUCAUAAAAGAACGAGGCGGGAAGCCGGCGGUGGUGGAGAUUGGGGUGAAGUUGCCAGCAAUGCAGCAGGAUCAUUGCCUCCAGAGCGUAGGCCUCAAUUAUUUAUAACAGCGAAGAGCUUCAAUGUUUCUCUGGAUCAAAGAUACUGUUCAUCCUUGAGUACUCCUAAUAAUGUCAGCUGCAUUAUACCACUGUCCAAAUACAUGCCUGAUACCCACCUCACGUUACACUUUCUUGGGAUGCCCUGGUACUGGCAAAUUGUACAACAGUGUCCAUUACCGCCAAACGUGGCGGUUGACGAAGCAAUGGCAUGCGGUUGGGGUUAUCCAACACAGCAACAAAGAGAAAACACGCGAAGGAGUAGUGAACCUGGCGAUCAAUCUUUUUCUUUGGACGUAGCGCAUUAUCUAAGGAAAACAUUGAGGUUCCGCGUGCCUACUGUUCAACCGCAAGAAAAUAUCUGCCAGAAUCGUAAUGGUGGAGAUUAUUUAGAAUUUACACUGCAUUUCUAUAGAGAUUGCGAGGAGUAAUGAUAUUCUUAGCAUCACGUGUAUCGCACAUCAUGAGAAACUGACAUAUCACUUACAGGUUCUUAAGUUUAUAUAGACUAGAGUGGACUUUUUAGUCUACCCGAUAUCGGAACCACUAUGCCUUGAUAGCGUGUUCGAAGUUCUUUUUUAACGGCAAACAUAAGAUCUAAUAUAUAUAAUUGAAUCUCAAUUCUAAAAAAAAUCUGACAUUGUAUUUUGUAUAUCGUUAUACUAGAUUGUCCAGAAUAUAUAAUUGUAUUUCAAGAUUCAUUAGAUGUAUGAAAGGUAAGACAUAUAGCAGACAUACAAACGAAUACUUUGUGUCAAGUGCUCUAUUCAUUUACACCUAUGUAUGAAAUUAUCAUUGAAAUUCCGAGAGUCAGUGCGCAGACUUAUCCUUAAAUUUUUACAAAAAUGUUAUCUGUCAGCCUAUGUUAACAUUAAGAAUCUGUUUUUGCACAAACUCACCGAACGAUUCUUGGUUUUGACGUUAGCAUAUACAUAGUACCCAUUGCGUAAUAGAGCCGGCAGCUACAAAACGUUGUGCAAUUAUUAUUUUAAUGGAUUUUUAGUCGGAUUAUAUUGAACUAAUUACGUAUUUCCUUUCUGUGCGUAUUAUACGUAAUAAUUUUGAAUUCAAAAGGUUUAUGCUUUUUGCAAACGUUGCUUUCUUUUAAAGUAUCAAUUAAAGUAUGAAUUACUUUUAUGACUCGUGAUGUAUCUAAAUUUUUAUAAAAAUAAUCUUUAAUGUUUUAUUUUAAAAUCAAGAUAUCAUGUAAUGAUAAAGAACAUAAAAAUUAACAAAUGUUAUAUCAAAAAUAUAUGUUAAAUGUUACAAGCAGGCAACAAAUGUCUCAAAACAGAAUUUCGAAGAUUUACAUUGCUCUAUUUUUCUUCUCUCUUAUUCACUAUACUUGUUUCACCUUUUAAUCAUUAUACGCAUGGGAAUUUUAUAUAAAAUUAUCCCCUUCAGCAUUACAAGCCAAGCAUCUAUCGACGAUAUAAAAUUCUAGUUUUUUUUUUAAAGUCUCAUCAAUAAUUUAAUGCUGAUUUUGAAACUUAAUUUUUUCUCCGAGAGAAUUGCAAUUUGAAAUGGUUUUAUUAGCUUUUACGUGCAUACCAUAAUUUUUAGAUUCUAUUUUUCUUAACAUACUAAUCUAUUUUAUUUAUCAAUGGCCUUGGGUAUUAUAGAAAACGAAGUUCCUAUGGAUAAUUCUUUGGUUGACUGAUAUAUACUCUCGGUUUAAAAAAUACAGUUUUGAAAAUCUUGAAUUUUCUCUGAAUGGAUUUGUAAACUUCAUCAAUGCAUCAUCUUAUAAUUCUACAGUCAUUUCUCAUAUAAAUGAAUUAGAAAUUUCAUCUAUAAGCACAAAAAAUGAGGUAUACAGCAUAUUGAUAGUAAUUAGAAUCUUUUGUUGCAUUAAGAAGUGCAAAUCUAAGGAAGGCAUAUUGACAGCGGUAAAAUUACUACCGCGUAGUGCAGUGUGUAAAUUUGUUUACUGUGUAUAUUGAAUUUUGGAUGCAUUUGUCCAACUAGUGAAAUUCAUACACAGAACACACGCAUGAUGUACUAUGCGAUGUACCAUACAGAACAUUGAUAAUCGAUAAGUAAAAUAUAAAUUAUAUUAUGUUGAUGUAACAAUAUAAAGAUCACAUAUUCAAAUUAUUUACUUAGCAUAGACAAUGAAUGGUCGUUAUAAGGCAGCGCAAAACUGUUAGCUAGUAAACAACUAUUCUGUAAAUUUUCUAAUAUUCACAGACAUCUUUUUACUGCGUAUAAAAUCUUGUUUAAUUUCGUAAUUCUCACAAUGGUUUGGAGCAUACGCAACAAAUAAUGAUAAGACAUUUGUACAUUUUUCAUUGCUACAGUAUGUGUAUGAUUUAACUUGAAUAUUGUUUGAUAUUUCAUUUUUAUUUUAUGAGUCGCAUUUCUCUCUUCAUUAUCUUUAAGUAAUACGUUGGACUAAAUAUAUAGUAAAAAAAGUGGAUUUACUAUUGAAGUAGAUCGCAUCUUUUAAAGAAUAAUCAGCAAUAUUGUGAAUUACAGUACUAUUGAAUAUAAAUAGUUAAUACGAAGUGUUAACACAUUGAUAUUUUGACUUUUUUUCAAAUGCAAAUCAAUUAUUUCAAUAAGAGUAAAAAGGCCACAACAAUUGUGAUAAAAAUGUUUUUAGAAAUUUAAAACUGUCGAUUACUUGGAUGAAUAAUUUAAUUAAAAUCUUUGUUAUGGUUUCGCCUUCUGCAGCUGAUAUAUAGUGUUAUUUACAACCAUCUUUAAACGCAGUAAUUAUAAAAGGACCAUAUUUUCAUAAAGGCGAGUGGCUUGCAUUGUUUGUCUAAGUACUUUUCACUAUCUAUUGCUUUUGCCGCACUGUAUGUGAAUAUGUAACUUUAAUGUAUGACAUUGGCAGCAAAGACCUGUGAUGAUAUGCAGGCAAUUAAGUAGUUGAAAUGAUAAUUCAUAGCUACUAAAUAAUAUAGACAAUAGUGAUUUGUACAUACACUUCAGUAAUAUAUAUAUAUUAUACAAAUUGUAUGACUAAAAAUUGAAAUAGAUAUAAGUGAAUAUAAUGCAAUUAGAAUACUUGCAGUCUGACAUAUUAAUGAAAAUAAUAUGAUUUGACUAUCAUUUAUGUUACUAUUGCUGUCUCUGGAAUUCAGCGUGACACGGAGUAAUACAUAUUUGCACGUACUAACUUUGUAUCAGGAUCUAGAUGUAGUAAUCAGAUAGAUAUGGCAAUUAUUGAUCCGUUCAAUUAUCCGGUGCAAUCAUUCAAAUUAAUUGAGUGAAGAGCAGAUAUAAAUUGUUUUCAAUAAUUGAUUAAGACGUUAUUGCAACCAUUGUCCUGUUAUCUAUACGAUCAAAUGAUAUAGUGAUUAACGGUCCAUUGAUGGCCGGGCCAUUGUUCGUAUAUUUUAAAAAAGAUGCGUGUAAAACUUGUCUUUAUCGUGUAAUGGUGAUACAUUUUUAUGCAAUACCAAUGUUGAACAAUUGUUCUUUUGCCCAGUAUAAAUAUUCCAAAUCCCAAAAAAACAUUAAACGAUUUCAAGUUUUGCAACAAAUUUACGCAUCUUUUCAAUUUAUCACUAUUGCAUUGAAGCAUUCCAUGUAUUUUAAUAUUAUAUUUGACGCAGUAAUGACCUAUAGUCUCAUUUUAUUUUUUUUUUACGAAAGUGACUACUGUUUGAAUAGUUGCAAUGUAAUAAGGAUCUGUUGAUCGUGUUGCGGUAACAUUUUCCCACUAGAGCACUAAUACAUUACUAGUCUUCAAGACCUCCUUUCGCAACAGAUCUUAAGAUAAUGAAAAUGUUAAUCAUCACUAAUUACUAAAAUAAGAUUAAGUGCCUUGUGCACUGAAUUUUACAGUGUAAUUGUAUAUUUGAUCAUGAAUCUAUGUAAAUGUAAUAUCUACAUAUUUAUUAAUUGUAUUAUUACAAAAUUAUUAUACUAUAAUAAUUAUAUUAUUGUACUUGUAGCAGAAUAAAACAACUGCUCUACGA